Molecule: messenger RNA, 3057 nt
Organism: Schistocerca serialis cubense
Lineage: Eukaryota; Metazoa; Arthropoda; Insecta; Orthoptera; Acrididae
Product: maternal embryonic leucine zipper kinase-like
Exons: 13
Coding region: 165-2024 (619 amino acids)
Biological process (GO): microtubule cytoskeleton organization; protein phosphorylation; intracellular signal transduction
Cellular component (GO): cytoplasm
Molecular function (GO): protein serine/threonine kinase activity; ATP binding; tau-protein kinase activity
Source: RefSeq, a predicted model, not a curated record
UUUUGAAUGUCAGUACACGGAAUCAUAUCAGCCCGUCUUUAUUUUGCUUGUUAGUUUGAAUGUCUGUAAAAGUUUCAAUAAUUUGUGUCCGUCUUAUGAAUUCAGAUCAGUUCUUGUUCACUUAAUUUUACGUUUUACUGAACUUUAUUGGAAGCGUGUGAAAGAUGGUCAGGUACAGCAAUCUCAAGGCUCAAUAUGAAAUAGAAAAGACAAUUGGUUGUGGAGGAUUUGCAAAGGUUAAACUUGCAACACACUUGCUAACCAGGGAGAAAGUGGCUAUCAAGAUAAUGAACAAGUCAGGACUUGGGGAUGACCUUCCUAGAGUACGUCAAGAACUGGAAGCGUUGAAGAGGCUUUCACAUCAUCACAUAUGUAAACUGUAUGAAGUCAUUGAAACUGAUACUCAUAUAUUCAUGGUAAUAGAGUACUGUGCUGGUGGUGAACUGUUCGAUCACAUUGUGGAACGCAACAGGCUGACUGAGGCAGCGGCUCGCUCUUUCUUCAGGCAGAUAAUCUCAGCUGUUGCGUACCUGCACGAGCAGGGGUAUGCACACAGAGAUCUAAAGCCUGAAAAUAUACUACUUGACAAGAAUCAGAACUUGAAAUUGAUUGAUUUUGGACUCUGUGCCAAGCCAGCAGGAGGCCUGGAGUCACACCUCUUAACAUCCUGUGGAUCUCCAACAUAUGCAGCACCAGAACUGAUUCUGGGCAAGCAGUACCUAGGUUCUGAAGUUGAUAUCUGGAGUAUGGGUGUACUGCUUUACGCAUUGCUGUGUGGAUUUCUACCAUUUGAUGACGAGACUAUUGACAGCCUUUAUAAGAAGAUAUUGUCAGGACGAUACCAUGAACCAGAAUGGCUGUCAAGGAACAGCAAAGACCUUAUUAAAUCAAUGUUACAAUUAGACCCAAAGCAAAGAAUCACAAUUAAAGAGCUCCAGAAUCAUCCUUGGGUUUUGACUGGCUAUGGAGAACCUGUUGCCUCAGAAAGUCUCAUUGAUUUUCAUGAAAUGGAUCGCACGUGUGUUGGCAUUAUGGCCCAUUACCAUGGAAUAACAUGGGAAGAAAUGUGGUCAUCACUGAGUAAGUGGCCUUAUGACUACAAUACUUCCACUUAUCUUCUCCUUCUUGCAAAGAAGAAACGUGGUUCUCCUGUAAGGUUAUCUCGUCCGACAUACCGUGUUAAGGGUUGUGACGAUAGACUCCAAGGAAUGGAAGAUUCACCUGUCAGAAUUCCAAAAACAGCAAAUGCGAGGCUGAAAGAGACAUAUGUGGUUGUUGCAAACGAAGAGAGAACAACUGAGAAGUUGACAGCAAAAUCUCUUCGAAAGAAAGCUGCCAAUCCUGAUCGAGCUAUGUGUGAUGGAAAAGAAAAUAGCAGUGGUUUCUCGGAGCCUGUUGCUCCGACACCACAACGGAGAGCCCACAAGAGGUACUGGAGCCCAGGACUGCAAGAACCUCCUUCUCCUGUUCCAAAGAAGAUGACACCUGGGUCUGAAAGGGAGAGCCAAGAUUCUACCCUCCACUGCAAUUUACACCCCGGAGGCGGCGGCGAGGCCGGCGAGGAGGCGGCGGCGGGCAGCGGCGGCAGCGGCAGCAGCAACGCGUCGACGCCGUGCGCCACGACGCCGCGGUGCGCGCGCAAGGUGCUGGGCGGGCUGGAGCGCAGCCUGCAGCGCGUCAGGCACGUGCUGACACCGCGCAGGGCCCGGGACCGCGACAGGGACAGGCCCUGCCUCCUGGCCGCCAAGAAUGUGUGUAACGUGUCGACGAUGACGUGCAACGACCCGGAGCGCGUUCGCAGUGAGCUUCUGCGCAUGCUCGUCGACAGGGGCUUCGACUGCAAGCAGAAGGGGUGGGUGGUGCGAGCCAAGCAGCCGCGGCUGUCGUUCGAGCUGGAGGUGUGCCUGGUGGCGCCCUCUGCAGACGCGGAGCACGUGGUGGCCGUGCGCCGCAAGCGCCUCCGCGGCGACGCCUGGAGCUACAAGCGCGUCUGCGAGCAGGUGCUCGCCCUGGGCGACGGCUAGCGCCGGCUAGCCCCGGCUGCCUGCCCAGCUCCCCCGUGAAGUCUAGUCUUCCCAGACACUUCCAGAAUGUUUCCCGCAUCACUGUAGCGUACAACAUAAUUUCAUGUCGUGAGACGCCCCUGUAAAUUUUACGUAGUAUUUUCCAGUUCAUCAGUUAUUGUCGCGCUCUAAAGCCUGUCUACGGCAGACUUAUCACAAAAGUCUUCCAGGUUCUAAUAACACGGAAAUAAUGUCUUCGAGCUCCAGUGAUAUGAUUCACUCUUAAAAGAGUUUCAGAAAAUAUUUACCAACUUUUGAUAUUUUAAUUCUUUAAAUAUUUUCAUGACUGCUGCACUUUUAAAUAUUUCCAGUCCUCUGUAUUUAUACAUGUCAUAUAUAUUCGAUUCUUUCCAUUUAACAGGUUCUCUAAUUUAUGUAUCUACCUGCUUUUGUUGCUAAACUUCCCUUUUUUGUUUACAUUUUUGUUUAUGUAAGCUUCGUGCAAGCAGCUUCAGAAACCUCUACUCUCGGUUUAAUACAAGCAUGUAGUCCAUCUGAAUAUACUUCCUGUUACAGUCUUGUUCUAAUAGUUGGACUUCGUACUGAGGCAUACUCGCAAGCCUGUAUAAAACGUGUUAAAUUCGUGCUUCCUCUGGACAUAUCACAUUUUGCAGCGUAAAACGUGACCUGGUGCUGUAUCACGCAGCUAAGUAUGUUUUUGACGUGGUAUUUGAGAUUGCUAUGGGGCCAGUUUUAUUUUUAAUGGCUCGGUUUUCUCAUGACGUGGCUAUUCUAAAGGCAGGUGUUGCGAAAAGGUUGGUAAACGAAUCGCUAUCAGUAUUUUUCAACAAUUUUAUCAGAAAUUCUUUAUAAUUUUUUCCUUCUUGGUACAGAAUAUAUAUUUUUAUUCUUUUGGUGUGUCAUAGUGUUAAUAAAUAGUAUUAUAUAUUCAUAGAUUUAUAUAUUUAGUUUGUAAACGGAUUUGGAUGUGAAACAUUUCUAAUCUGUGUCACAUGUUGUAAAUGAAGACACUAACAUUACUUUCUGUUCCUAA